Messenger RNA from Bemisia tabaci, 2317 nucleotides. Its product is annotated as actin depolymerising venom protein gelsolin 1. Lineage: Eukaryota; Metazoa; Arthropoda; Insecta; Hemiptera; Aleyrodidae. Gene Ontology annotation, molecular function: actin filament binding; phosphatidylinositol-4,5-bisphosphate binding. The record is from RefSeq and is a predicted model, not a curated record. Gene Ontology annotation, cellular component: actin cytoskeleton; cytoplasm. Gene Ontology annotation, biological process: barbed-end actin filament capping; actin filament severing; actin polymerization or depolymerization.
AUGAUCGUCAUGCACAAGGUUAAAAUAUUUAGAAUUCGCUUAUCGCCUCCCUGGCUGCGGCCGUUGUGAGUUGCGCUUGUCUAGAACGAUCACCAUCGUCAUCGGCAUCGAGCUAUUCCGUCUUAUUCCGAUCUGCACUGGCUGUAACCGUAACUUACUCGGCACUUCCUUCGGUCCCAGGUCGCCGCCGCCGUCGCCCAGUGCGCUUAAUGACUUAAUACUACUUACCGCGCCCGUUGUUUUGGUGCUUCCUCAGCGUCGCCGUUCUUCUUGCUGUCGGUGCUCCGGGGUCCACAGGCUUCCGCUCAUUCCAGAGGCAGAGGCAGAGGCAGAGAGGCUGCGAUGACGUCAAGCGGUCUCGACUCGUUUGGGAGGUUGGCGGCAUUGGCGCUGGUGUUGACAUUCGGCGCGGCACUGUUCAGUCAGUGCUCGGCCGCCACUACCAACCGACCCAUCGUCAUGCAUCCCGCUUUCGGAUCCGCCGGCAAACAGGCCGGCCUUCGCAUCUGGAGAAUCGAGAAUUUCGAACCAGUUCCAUACCCACCAAAAGACUACGGAAAAUUCUACUCUGGGGACUCCUACAUUGUCCUGAAUACCAAAGAGGACACAUCAUCAAAAGGCAAAUUCACUUGGGACAUCCAUUACUGGCUUGGUAACCAAACUUCACAGGAUGAGUCCGGGGCUGCCGCCAUCUUGUCCGUCGAGCUGGAUGACUACCUCGGAGGAGGCCCUGUGCAGCAUCGGGAGGUGCAAGAACACGAAACUCAACUUUUCUUAUCAUACUUCAAAUCAGGUGUUAGGUACUUACCAGGAGGAGUUGCUUCCGGUUUCAAACACGCUGAAACCAACGCCGCCGGAGAGAAGAAAUUAUACCAAGUCAAAGGAAAACGCAACAUCAGAAUACGCCAAGUGAACUUGGGCUUGGCCUCAAUGAACAAAGGAGACUGUUUCAUUCUGGACGCGGGAACCGAGAUCUACGUUUUCGUCGGAGCUAAGGCCAAGAGGACGGAGCGCCUUAAGGCCAUCAGUGCUGCCAACCAAAUCAGAGACCAGGAUCAUGCUGGCAGAAGCAAAGUUUUAAUCGUGGAUGAUUCUGCCACAGCUGAAGAGGUAAAGAAAUUCUUCCAAGUCCUUGGUGGAGGUUCCUUAAACGAGCUACCCGAUGAGAACUACGGAGGAGAUGACCAAGAAUUUGAGAACAAACAAGACGCAACAGUCACUCUCUACAAGAUCUCGGACUCUACUGGAAAAGUCGUUUCAGAAAAGAUUAGCGAAAAACCACUCACCCAGAAAAUGCUGAACUCAGAUGACUCUUUCAUCCUUGACACUGUGACAUCGGGUAUCUUCGUAUGGGUUGGCAAACGCUCCACAACUCAAGAAAAAGUCGAUGCCUUGAAAAAAGCUCAAGUCUUUUUGUCCUCUAACAACUACCCAGCAUGGACCUCCAUUACAAGGGUAAUUGAGGGUGGUGAACCAUCAGUCUUCAAAAACUACUUCAGUGACUGGAGAGAUGCAGCCUUAUUAGGAGGAUUGAACAAAGGAGGUAACAGCCCUAGCCCAAGCCCAACUACGAGAACCAGAACUGGCAGAGACGUCAGGCACAUUGAGCCCAGGUUAUACUGGUUGUCAAUUGAAAAUAAGUUGAACAUCUCAAACGUACCUGCUUACUCUCAAGAGGAUCUCAUCGAUGAUGAUGUCAUGAUCUUAGACACAGAUCAAAUCGUAUACAUUUGGAUCGGCACGGACGCCUCCGCAAGGGAAGAGCAAGUCGUUCAAAACCACACAAAGGAUGUGCUCGAUUAUAUCCAUGCAAUGACCGACAACGUUAGUUUUAUUAAGCAAGGCGAUGAGCCGGAGGACUUCAAAUCCUACUUCAACUCCUGGGAUCCCAACCUAUGGCGGACUCGGCGAGAGAAUGAGGACAAAUUUCUGUCUGGCUCGAAUGACAUAUUCUUGCACUCCGAGAAAACGCAUGUUUAAAUCCUCCAGCUGCUGCCCAUGGGAAUCCCCGACGUCCGAGGAAAUGGACGACAUCAUCAAAUCGCACAACAUGUACGACGGGCCGAACUGAGCUUUGCACGUCCCAUGGGCCCCGCGUCCUUGAAUUUUUAUUCCAUGUGAUCGAUCCGUCUGUACUCUCCUCCACCAGCAUAUUUUUCUACGUCUUUCAACAAUGACCCGAUUGCACCCGGGUGGAACGAGAGCCUCGUUUUGUUUUUUUGUCUGUUUUGAUUUCGUUUCGAAUGAAAUACGCAGCAUAUUUUUGUUAAAUUUUUUAAGUGUUUAAUUUGUCAUUAAAAUUUGGCUGUCCACCAAA